ACAUAUUCUUUUUUUUUUCUUUUUCUCUUUUUUUUCCUUUUGGGAAUCACACCUCUUCUAUCUCGAUAACCGGCCAACCGCACCGCGGGCACAAGUGUCCUCCACACCAUGAGAUAUAUCUCCUGGUAUCGUGAACUAAAAGAGGAAAACUCCGUGACCCUAAAAAUGCUACCGAGAGCUCUCAUAUCAUACUUCCUUACCGCGAAGAGGGGACACGAGUGCAAAGGCCCAGAGGUACCCCGAGUACGCGUGCAAUUCUUCACCCAAUUCCUGUCCUCCGGCUUCGCUCCUUUAAACCCUUCCUUUCCUCCCCUCAUCCCUCCUUCAUUCUCUCUUCUCCAUGAAAACAGCUUUCACAGCCCCGACCGCUCUUUUCCUUUGGGAGGCAAUUCCUCGCUUGUGAAGCUUCCCUUCGGAUGGGAAUCUCUACACCCGUAACUCGGUGUCCUUGGAGCAGCGCCCACUGAUCUACAUUGCCCUACAUCUUGUUGGUUUGCCUGCCAUCGCCCCACCACCUUCGUCAUUCCUCUCCUUGACGUCUUCUUUCGUUCCGCCCUGCCCCUUCCCCCCUUCUUCCCCUCCCCUCCCCUCUCCCUCCUCUCGCCCCCUUCAUUCCAAUUCCCUCUCCUCCAUCUCUACCCUCUGCCUGUCGCCACAGCUUUCCUUCCCACCCACUAUAUUCCCGUCAAGCUCCCUAUCGUGGAGCCUUCUCGCUUGGCAAUCACUCCGUUAGAUUCGUCGGCUAUUAGUUUGAGGAAUUGAGGUGAGCGUUUUUUUUCGCUGGUCCGACUUUCCCGAAUUCUUCCGUUGCUCUCCCGGAUGAGGUCUUUGACUUCCUCGGUUAUCAACGGUGGCUUUACAUCACCGUUUGCGAGAUGCUACCUAUCGUUAGCUUGGUUGCCUUGGUUGAAGCUUUGUUGCGGUAUCUGACUGAGAUUCUAGGAGUUGGGAACUUCGGACUUUCUCCAUCUACUCACCGGAGCUUUCCCUGCCCUCAAUUUCGCAGAUAAGAGAGAUUCAAGGUUCUUUUUCUCCCACCUGAUCCUGGUCAAUAUUUUGCGCUAUCAGUGCGUUAUCUUUGCAUUCUAUAGCUGAAUUGGUCGGUUUGUUACAUAAGGCACAGGUUUUUCUUCUCCCUUCUUCCUCUUCUCCCCUUCCGGACUGUUAGAACUCAGCCUGCGCCAUGUCUACUACUGCGAUACGCCGUUUGGCAGCCGGUCCUGGAAUCGCCUCGAUCUAUUCCUCGUCUCUGGCUCCCGCCAGCAAGAAUUCGGCUCUUUGUUCGAAAAUCAUUCGGAAACACGGCUCAAUUUGGCAUGUUAGACAUCUAGCAAUAAUCCCCAGGGUGCCAAACCGCAAGCACUCUACCAUCGUUGAAACAGAGAAUUUAGAGGACCCUUCAAUUUUCACACCUUUUCCGAGGGUCCCAUUGGGACCCGAUAGCGUUUCCGGAUCAACUCGCCAGUACUUUAAGGUGGUCGAAACUGAGUUUGAGGAGCCUGUGUCGAUUUAUGCCCCUUUGGAUACUUUCCAGAGGCGUCAUAUUGGGCCUAACAAGGAGGAGACUCAGCUUAUGCUUAGAUCUCUUGGAUACGGUAGCCUGGAUGCCUUUGUGAACGAUGUUUUGCCGACCAAUAUUCUUUCCGAUAGAAAGUUGAAGGUUGAGCCAGAUAAUGGUCUGAGCGAGACUCAGCUUCUGGCGAGAUUGAGGACCAUCGCGGGUAAGAACAAGGUCAUGCGGAGUUACAUUGGCGCUGGCUACUACGGUACGAAAACUCCGGCGGUAAUCGCUAGGAAUAUCUUGGAGAGUCCCGAGUGGUACACAUCUUACACACCAUAUCAACCAGAAAUCUCUCAGGGUAGGCAUCAUCAUGUGUUUUCUUUUCUUUUUCUUUUUCUUUUCUUUUUUUCUUCCCCAGUUUUCUUUUUCUUACUAAGUUUGGCUUCUACAAGGUCGUCUCGAAUCAUUAAUCAACUUUCAAACCCUUGUCACUGAUCUUACUGGCCUUGCCAUUGCCAAUGCAUCCGUGCUUGAUGAGGCGACAGCUGCAUCUGAGGCCAUGACUAUGUCCUUGGCAUCGCUUCCGGUCCCACGCCAAAAGCGCCCAAAUAGGACAUUUUUCGUCGACAGCAGGGUUCACCCGCAAACAAUUGCGGCUCUUAACUCUCGUGCGGAAGGAUUUGGAAUUAGAGUUCGGGUCGGAGAUGCUCUGGAUCUUGCAUCCGUGGAAAAGUUGGGGCAAGACUUGGUUGGGGUCUUGGUUCAGUACCCGGCAACUGAUGGAAGCAUCAACGAUUAUUCUAAGCUCUCCGAGUCGGUUCACAAACUUGGUGCACUGCUUUCGGUGGCAACAGAUCUGCUUGCCUUGACCGUGCUGAAGCCCCCGGGAGAAUUCGGCGCGGAUAUCGCCUUCGGUAAUUCUCAGAGAUUCGGUGUUCCAAUGGGUUACGGUGGUCCUCACGCAGCCUUCUUUGCAACUUCGGAUGGAGGGAAGCGCAAGAUGCCUGGAAGACUGAUCGGUGUCUCUAAGGAUCGUCUUGGUGAUAAGGCUUAUAGACUUUCGCUCCAGACGAGAGAGCAGCACAUCCGCCGCGAGAAGGCCACCAGUAAUAUCUGUACUGCUCAGGCUCUGUUGGCGAAUAUGAGCGCUAUGUAUGCUGUAUACCAUGGGCCCAGGGGUCUCAAGAAGAUUGCCCAGAGGGUUUAUGGCUUGGCUCGGAUUCUGGAGGAAGGUCUUCUGAGAAUGGGGUUCGAGGUCAAUCCUGGGAACAAGCCCUCUCAAGCAAACUUUGAUACCGUGGUUGUCGAGGUUAAGGAUGCCAAGGAUCUAGCUGCGAAAUUUGUUGAAUGGUACGGUAUCAACGUUAGAGUUCUUACCAGUCAGAGGGUAGCGGUCUCCGUCGAUGAGACGGUAACCCAGCAGGAUAUGCAGGAUAUAUUUGCAGCCUUUUCGGCAUUUGCCCAGAAGAACCCCGGUAGGCCAAAGUGGGAGCAAUUCUGCCAGGAGAUUGCCGAAGACUUGGAGAUCAGACCUGACCACCCCGCUAAACUCCCUAAGGCAUUCAAGAGAACUUCAAAGUACCUCGAACAUCCCAUAUUCAAUAGCUAUCACUCGGAGGCGGAAAUGCUGAGAUAUCUUCAUCAUCUUCAGUCGAAGGAUUUGUCAUUGGCCAAUUCCAUGAUUCCUCUCGGGUCAUGCACCAUGAAGCUUAACUCCACUACCGAAAUGAUUCCUAUCUCUUGGCCCGAAUUCAAUUCCCUUCACCCAUUUGUGCCGCUCGAGCAGGCCCAGGGCUACAAGCAGCUGACUACCGAACUCGAAGCUGACUUGGCCGAUAUUACCGGUUUCGAUGCCGUUUCCCUUCAGCCAAACUCUGGUGCUCAGGGCGAAUUUGCUGGUCUUCGUGUCAUUCGUGCGUAUCUCAAUUCGAUCGGCCAGGGAUAUCGGGACGUCUGCAUCAUCCCUCAGUCCGCUCACGGUACCAAUCCGGCAUCGGCAUCUAUGGCAGGGAUGAGAGUUGUCACUGUCAAAUGUGAUCCUAAGAAUGGCAACUUGGAUAUCCUUGACCUUGAGGCGAAGGCCGAGAAAUAUAGAGAUGCACUUGGCGCUUUCAUGGUCACAUACCCAAGCACCUAUGGAGUUUUCGAGCCGGGCGUCAAGAAGGCUUGUGAAAUUAUCCACGCUUACGGAGGACAAGUCUACAUGGAUGGUGCCAACAUGAAUGCUCAGAUCGGCCUCUGUAGCCCCGGGGAGAUUGGGGCUGAUGUCUGCCAUUUGAAUUUGCACAAGACUUUCUGUAUUCCUCAUGGUGGCGGAGGGCCCGGUGUUGGCCCUAUAGGCGUGAAGGGUCAUUUGGCUCCCUUCCUCCCUGGGCAUCCUCUUAUUAAGACCGGAGGGGAGCAUGCUAUCGCGCCAAUCUCAGCCGCUCCUUGGGGAUCUGCAAGUAUCUUGCCUAUUUCCUGGUCGUACAUCAAAAUGAUGGGUAAGGGAGUGGAUUCCUUAUUCGCUAUUUUCUAUUGCUAAUUGGUGUCAUAGGGGGUCGUGGUUUGACUCAUGCUACCAAGAUUACAUUGUUGAACGCCAAUUACAUGGCUUCUCGUCUGGCUCCUCAUUACAAGGUGCUAUAUACUAACAACAACUCGCGCUGUGCCCACGAGUUUAUCCUCGAUCUUCGGGAAUUUAAGGAGACUGCCGGCAUUGAAGCUCUCGAUAUUGCCAAGCGUCUCCAGGAUUACGGGUUCCAUGCCCCCACCAUGUCUUGGCCCGUUAACGGAACUCUCAUGAUUGAGCCUACUGAAUCCGAGAACCUCCAAGAACUGGAUCGUUUCUGUGAUGCUUUGAUUUCUAUCCGUAAGGAAAUCGCAGCGGUAGAGUCGGGCGAACAACCCCGCGAGGGCAAUGUUUUGAAGAACAGCCCUCACACCCAGAAGGAUCUCAUCGCCGACGAGUGGAGUCGUCCGUAUGGUAGAAGCCAGGCUGCAUUCCCGUUAGCCUACUUGAAGGAUAGAAAGUUCUGGCCCACCGUGACCAGAGUCGAUGACUGUUCGUAUAACCCUAGCUCUUUUGGUAUGCUUGAACUAAUGAGGGCCACAGCUUUCGGUGACCUUAACCUCUUCUGUUCUUGCGUCCCUGUCGAAACUAUCGAAUAG
Messenger RNA from Tuber aestivum (summer truffle), 4651 nucleotides. The record is from the annotation of a GenBank genome assembly. Lineage: Eukaryota; Fungi; Ascomycota; Pezizomycetes; Pezizales; Tuberaceae.